Messenger RNA from Microstroma glucosiphilum, 1581 nucleotides. RefSeq lists its product as hypothetical. The transcript is spliced from 2 exons. Lineage: Eukaryota; Fungi; Basidiomycota; Exobasidiomycetes; Microstromatales; Microstromataceae. Gene Ontology annotation, cellular component: cytosol. The coding region runs from base 125 to 1231 and encodes 368 amino acids. Gene Ontology annotation, molecular function: NAD binding; hydroxypyruvate reductase [NAD(P)H] activity; glyoxylate reductase (NADPH) activity. The record is from RefSeq and is a predicted model, not a curated record.
CUGCUCGCACACACCCAUCAUUCCAGCAAGUGGUCUUUCUGCAUCUACCUUUACAAACCACGACUGUACUUGACAAAGACGUCCACUCAGCCUCAGAGAAUUCCCCUUGCUCUCUACCAUCAAUAUGGCCUCGUCCAACACAAAGACUGCACACCGAUCCAUCCUGGCGUCCGAGGCUGCUGUGCCAAAGGACCUCCUACCACCUCCAGGAUCCAUUGCCAUUCUGCCCACCGAUGACCCCUUCUACUCCUACCACGUCAAGAACAUCCUCGACAAUGUCCCCGGUGCAAAGGUCGAGGAGCUCUCCAAGGAUACGCGCGCCAUUGUCUGGCUUGACGUGAGAGGUCCGCCCGCUGCUGAGAGGUUGGGCAAGAUCCUCGAUGACAACCCACAGAUUGGCUGGGUACAGCUGUGCCAGGCCGGUAUCAACAACAUCGUACCCCUUUUUGAGAGACACGGAAAGAAGGUCUGGACGAGUGCAAAGGGCUCAUUCGGACAACCCGUAGCAGAGCAUGCUCUCAUGCUGACGCUAUCCCUCCUACGCAAUCUACCGAAGCGCGUCCGAGCUACCUCUUGGGGCACUCCCUCUGGUAUCUCCCUCUUUGGCCAGCGGGUGACCCUCGUAGGAGCAGGAGGCAUCUCCCUCUCCCUCAUCUCCUUGCUCGAGCCCUUUAACGUAAAGGUGACUGUGCUGCGACGCAAGGCCGAGCCUCUGGACCCCUCUGCCGUACCUUCGAGCUUCAAGGACGGCGAGAACCUCAUCGUCAGGUCCUUCAAGGAGCUCCAUUCCGUCUUGCCCGAGACUGAUGUGCUGGUCAUUGCCGCUGCGCUUACACCCGACACCCGCAACAUGAUCGGCGAAAAGGAGCUCGCGCUACUCCCUCAGAAUGCAGUGCUGGUCAAUGUCGCCCGAGGAGAGCUAGUGGACACCGAUGCCCUCACCGCCUCUCUCCGCAAGGGCAGCUUCGCCGGUGCAGGCCUCGAUGUGACAGCCCCCGAGCCGCUGCCAGCAGAUCACCCACUGUGGAGUCUGCAGAGGGACUCUGGUGCUUCUUUCGACAAGGAGCUCGAGCCUGACCAGAAGGGCAAUCUGAUCAUCACCCCUCACACGGCUGACACGCCAGACAUGAUUGCACCUCUGCUUGCGGCAAGGUUCGCUAGGAAUGCAAAGGCACUGUUGGAUGGAAAGGGUGCCUUUGAAGGCUUGGUAGACACAGUCAAUGGCUACUAAUGGGCUAUCUGGAAGAGUCUACAACACGCUAGAUGGUACUCUCACGGCAUCAUAGCUCAAUACCAAAACUUUCACUUCCGCUUCGCUCAUGUGUGACAAUGACCUUGACGACGAGAAAGGAUGAGGAUGACGCUAGGUACCAAUUGAAUUCUGACUAGCCCCUUCCCACCAUGCUCGGCAUUCCCGAGGCAAGAAUGGUGACCCAGAGUUUGCUGACCUCCAAUGGCAGCUCGGCGAUGCUCCUGACCUCUGCAGCUACAAUAUCCCUGGAGAUGACGGGCUCGUGCUUGAAGGAUCCAUCGGCCUGCUUCACGCCUGGUCCCGUAGUCAUCUUGGUCGUCAUGUCUGAA